This is a messenger RNA of Dimorphilus gyrociliatus, 1158 nucleotides long. The record is from the annotation of a GenBank genome assembly. NCBI's taxonomy places the organism in Eukaryota, Metazoa, Annelida, Polychaeta, Dinophilidae.
AUAACUGCUGGAACCGUCCGGGCGUUCGUUUGUGUAGGCCAAGAGUAAUUAGAAGGUAAAUUUUAUUAAUUUAUGGGAUUGUUUAUCAAAUAAUAAUACAUUUUCUUAUAGGACAAGUAAUCGGUGAAGUAGAGGGGUGCUGAGUGGUUUUGGUUACUUAUGGCUAACUCGAAUGAUUCGACCCUGACAAAGGUCGAUAGUAACCAGUACAUUAAACAUUCCGAUUACGACUCCGGGGUCUCGAGUGUUGCCGAGCUCAGCGAAUCGUUAAGGGACGGAGAAGAGCCUAGCAAAGUUAAUUUUGGAAUAUGUGAUAGUGGUGCUGAAUCAGACAAAGAGGAAGUUGAAUUUAAAAGACCCAGUGUACUCAUACCAGAUCUGAAGUGGAAGAAAAAGUUAUCAGAAAAUGCCCAAAUAUCGUGCAUUCAGGCAGAAAAAACAGAUUUAAUCAUUGUUUAUCAAACUCCGGAAAAGCAUUGCGUAUCAGUGGUAAACUUUGAUGGAGAGUCUCGAAAAACAUUGUAUACGGGGAAGUCUUUGAGUUGUGUUCGAUUGAAAAGUGGCAACUUGUACAUAAGUGAAGACGAUGAUAGUGGUCUUAUGACCUAUUCCUUGAAAAAAUGGAAGAAAACAGGUAAUUUUAGUCAACCAUGGGGUUUGACGUCAACAAUCAAUGAUAAUUUAAUUGUUUGUGACGCUGACGCCGGUAAAGUGUUCAUUUGUUCAGAGAAAAAACCUUGGCAUAUUAAAAAGACAAUAACGAAUAAAAAUUUCAAAUCACCUUGGUUUGCUUAUGGUUUAAAGAACGGAGGAUUUGUCAUAACUGACAGAUGGGCGCAUAAAUUGUUUAUAUAUGAUUCGAAUGGAAAUUUCCAGAAUGAAUUUGGCUGCUGGGGUAGGUUUAAGGGAGAGCUUCGUUAUCCUGCUGGAAUUUGUGAAGACAAAGACGGCUACAUUUUAGUAGCUGAUUAUGGUAACAACCGAAUAAUAAAGAUAGAUGGAAAGGGACGAUAUAUAGGGCUGCUGUUAGAUAAAAAGGAUAAUAUUGUUCAGCCAUAUUCUAUAGCUAUAAAGGACAAUGAACUUUAUGUUGGACAAGGCAACGGUAGUCUGAAAUGCUUUACGUAUUAUCAUAAUUCUGACUAUCCUGAUUUGUGA